Oncorhynchus gorbuscha (pink salmon) is the source of this 1512-nucleotide messenger RNA. Its product is annotated as tetraspanin-8-like. NCBI's taxonomy places the organism in Eukaryota, Metazoa, Chordata, Actinopteri, Salmoniformes, Salmonidae. The record is from RefSeq and is a predicted model, not a curated record. The transcript is spliced from 11 exons. Gene Ontology annotation, cellular component: membrane. The coding region runs from base 73 to 1020 and encodes 315 amino acids.
GAAAACCCAGAGUUCUUCUUUCAAUGCACAUUCUCUCAGAGAACGAGUCAGAGGUGAGACCAGAGCUGCAACAUGUGUUGUUCCUGCUCUAUUAGAGGCUGGCUGCUUUUCUUCACAAUCCUACAAGUGAUUGGUGGCAUGAGUUUCAUUGUCACCCCUUGGAAGUAUUACAGGAGCAGUGAAAAUGACCUAGAUGAACGUCUGUCUCCUGUCAGAUGGACUAUCUUCACAGCAGGUGUGGUCUCCUUUCUCCUUGGCAUCACGGGUCUGCAUGGAGCUCGUAAGAAGAACAAGAACUUCCUGAUCACGUAUUCAGUUGGAUCUUGCCUGCGAUGCUUUGGACUGGGUUUUCUGACCUACUACCUUCCACCACAGCUUCCAAAUAUGAUGAAAGCCUGGUAUGAAGGGUACGUCCCGUUGCACACAAAUGGAAGAGAUGUGGUACCAGGACUGAUGCAACUGCAAACCAUUGGUGAAUGCUGUGGAUUGGUCAAUGGGUAUAAAGAUUGGGGUUCUCACGUCCCCUCCUCGUGUACAUGCUAUCCUCUCCGACUAGAGUCCUGUGUUUUUACUGAGCAUGGCUUUGUUUACAAACAACCUUGUAUGGAUCUAAUUGUGAAGAUUUACAUGGACAUGAAUAUUGUGAGGAACACCUGUAUUUUCUACGUGGUCAUUACGUCUCCCAGUCCCUGCCACCAUGUUACAGAUCGCAUUCACACUUCUCCAGAAGUUGCAUUGUAUGCACUCCACGCCAUUGUAAUGCUUCUGGCGUUGGUAAUGACCCGUAGAAUCCAAAAGGCCUCCUCGGCUGAGGUGACCAUGGAUCUUAGCUAUAGAAACGUAACCAACAUGGAAAUGGCAACUACUCCUCAAGCUCCUCCCAUGCUGCCUGCCACACAAGCUCCUCCCAUGCUGCCUGCCACACAAGCUCCUCCCAUGCUGCCUGCCACACAAGCUCCUCUUCAUGCCAGCUCUUAUUACCAGCCACCUCCUCCGUACCAGUACGAUGGGAAACACUAGAGGGACGUGACUGACCUGCGAACCCAUGUUGAAUUUCCUCAUUGAUUACAACUGGACCAGGGUUAGGUUUAAGGCUAGGGUUAAAGUUAGGGUUAGGUUUAAGGCUAGGGUUAAAGUUAGGGUUAGGUUUAAGGCUAGGGUUAAAGUUAGGGUUAGGUUUAAGGCUAGGGUUAAAGUUAGGGUUAGGUUUAAGGCUAGGAUUAAAGGCUAGGGUUAAGGUUAGGGUUAGGUUUAAGGCUAGGGUUAAAGUUAGGGUUGAGUUUGGGGUCAAUUUGAGUGUUUUCCUUCAUUGGACUGCCAAUGUGUUGCACCCCAAUAUGCCGUAGUAACGGCUGAGCACUUCUGUUAAUGUGAGACAAUUUGUUUGUGGGUUCUGGAAAUAACGUGGCCGAGGGAAGGGGCCCAUUUCAUUGUCAAACAAUCACCCACGUGAAUCACCAGUUUUCCUGUCUGGUAACUCCUCUAACAUCAAAUAAACUUAUUUUCUAAAUA